This is a messenger RNA of Toxoplasma gondii ME49, 348 nucleotides long. RefSeq lists its product as hypothetical. The coding region runs from base 1 to 348 and encodes 115 amino acids. The transcript has a single exon. The record is from RefSeq and is a predicted model, not a curated record. NCBI's taxonomy places the organism in Eukaryota, Apicomplexa, Conoidasida, Eucoccidiorida, Sarcocystidae.
AUGGCCUCCUCUCAAAUUUGCUAUUAUCCACUGUCUGGGUCAUCAGAAGGGAAAUUCACCAAUAGUUCAAGGAAACCUGAUCAGGUAGCCAGGGAAACUGCAUUGAACCUCUCCCAAGACUUGGUAACCAUGGUGCUGCCCAGACUCCCUGCCUCAUCCCAAUUUGUCAAGGAAGACAAGAAACAUCUGACCAAAUGCCAAGGUGCCUGCCAAAAGGACAGCUGGCUCCACACUGCUGACGAUUGGAUCAUCCUCCCUAAAGACUUUGCUCAACAUUUUAUCCCUAAGAUUAACCAGAACACCCACCUGGGCCUAAAGAAAACCAAAGAAUUAAGGGAGGCCAAAUAG